Messenger RNA from Salvelinus sp. IW2-2015, 1434 nucleotides. The record is from RefSeq and is a predicted model, not a curated record. NCBI's taxonomy places the organism in Eukaryota, Metazoa, Chordata, Actinopteri, Salmoniformes, Salmonidae.
UCUAUCACCAUGGAGCUAAUGAAGACCUCCUUUAUGAAGCAUGAGCUCAUUGAGCUGGACUUCGUUGAGCACAGCCAGUGUGAGUGCAGACUAAAAGAGAAUCUUCAAUCAGCCCCUACCAGGCCUGCAAAGCCUCUGAGGAAAGGCAGGAAGAGGGAGAGAGGAAAAUCCAAACGAAAGAAAAGUGGAACUAUACCCUCCUCUCCCCCCACUACGCCCUCUCCUCCCCCGACCACCCCAUCUCCCUUGCCAGGCCCUCGAUGUACCCCCUGUCCUGGGAGGAAGUGGACACUCAAUUUGCAUUCGUGUCGGUGUCGCUGCAACGUGACCGCAGAGAACUGCAGUCAGAAAGGGAGGAGACUCAACCAGCACCUCUGCAGAUGUGAGGCCAGGAGGGGGUGAUGCUCUUUCUCUCCGCUGGUUSCAGACUCACUCUCAUCCAUGCUCAUCCACUCUCAUCCAUGCUCAGCAGAAGUCUGGGGAACAAAGAGGAGUGGAGGAUGUACCCCUAACUCUCCUCUUCCUUGUCCUCCAGAACCACCAAGUCAGUGCAGUAUUACAACGUAAAUAUAUGUACCUGUGUGUAGAGCUGUAUAUGUGUAGUCAGUCUCAUCACACAGCUUCUUCAGGCGCUUAGCUGCUAUCGUCCAAUCAACAUGUAUGUAACACUCUCCUUCACAAGAGUAAAUGAUGGGACCAAAUGUAAAGCACAGUUUAGAUGUCUGGUAACAUGAGGGCGAUGUGAGGUAGUGGGUCGCCAGGACGUUAGUUGUGGACUAGACAGAAUUCAACACUCACACCUCCAAUGCUGUAUGGGACAUUGGGACUUUGGACAUGAAGAGGAUUUAAAGACUGAUCACAGAUCAGAUUUAACAGACAUGUUCAUGUUGAGUUUUGUUGUCUUCAUAGACACGGUGGGUCAGUUUUGCCCAUGAACUGCCACAGAGAGAGAGGGACUGUAUUGGACUGUUUUGCAGAAAGACAAUGGCAACAGACAUAAUGAUCCUGAUAUUGAUACGUGUGUUAUAUUUAGUGUACAGGGAGACCCCGAUAGGAGAAUGAUUCCAGGGUCAAGUCAUUAAAGUGCAGUAAGGAUAUAGAAUAGUGAACGGACACACAUGCACACACGCACACAUGCACACACGCACACAUGCACACACGCACACAUGUACACACACGCAUGUACACACACGUACCAGCUAGUUGUUGUGUGUAUAAAGCCGUCAGGGAUACCCCAUGGACCUAUAGCUAAGUGAGUUGAAUAGCUGCAUAGACUGUAUCUGUGUGGUCUACACACUGAAUGGCACAGAUGGGUUAACCUGCCACCGUUAGUCUCUCUCAUUCACAGCAUAUGGUCACAGGCUGGAUCACUGAGGGGUUUCACAGCUGGAUCACUGAGGGGCUUCACAGGCUGGAUCCCUGAGGGGCUUCACA